Molecule: messenger RNA, 2340 nt
Organism: Penicillium nucicola
Lineage: Eukaryota; Fungi; Ascomycota; Eurotiomycetes; Eurotiales; Aspergillaceae
Product: ubiquitin-specific protease UBP14
Exons: 6
Coding region: 1-2340 (779 amino acids)
Biological process (GO): protein deubiquitination
Molecular function (GO): zinc ion binding; cysteine-type deubiquitinase activity; protein binding
Source: RefSeq, a predicted model, not a curated record
AUGGCCUCCUGCGUCCAUGCCAGUGCUGCGGAUUUGAUUCCACCUGGGCCUUCCCAGGCUGUUUAUCGAGAGGAUUGCACCCAGUGCUUUGAUUCUAUCGAUGAUGAAAGUGGCCUCAACGUCUGUCUGCAUUGUUUCAAUGGUGGAUGCUCUGGUGAAAGGGGCCAUGCUCUCCUCCAUUCUCGGCGGUUUGGUCACUCCUUAGCUCUCAACAUCCGGAGAACGCCCAAAAAGAUACAGCGUGAUGAGCCUCCGCUGAAAAUUUCCAAGCUUGCCAUCGCUGCCGAAACAGAAGAAGAUAGGUAUGACAUUGCUACCUCGGUAGUUUGCUAUGAAUGCUCUGAGCAAAAUGUCGACAAGUCCAUUGGCAACCUAUCUGUGGUGGUUGAGGGUAUUAUGAACGCAAUGACAUUUUCUAAAAGAGAGGAAAUCAAGGCCUGGGAGCAAGAAUUUGUUCCUUGUGAGCAUACCCUCUGCUUGGUUCAACAAGAGUCCGAGCAAGCAGCGUCAAAAGAUUCGAGUCAUUGUACGGAGUGCGAUCUAUCCGAGAAUCUCUGGUUGUGUUUAGAAUGCGGAAAUACAGCUUGUGGACGAAGCCAGUUCGGUGGCAGUCGCGGGAAUUCACACGGUCUCACUCACGCCGAAUCGACAUCACAUGCAGUUGCCGUCAAGCUAGGCUCCAUCACAGCAGAAGGCUCGGCUGACGUCUACUGCUAUAAGUGCAAUGAGGAAAGAGUGGAUCCAGAGCUAGCCGUACAUCUUGCGCAUUGGGGAAUUUAUCUGGCCGGGCGUGAAAAAACUGAGAAGAGUUUGAUGGAGAUGCAGGUCGAACACAACCUACAAUGGGAAUUUUCAAUGACGACUGAGGAUGGCCGGGAGCUGACCCCUGUUUUUGGUUCGGGCUUUACCGGUCUGGCUAACCUUGGAAACAGUUGUUAUCUGUCUAGCAUCAUGCAAUGUAUCUUCUCGGUGGCUGGCUUUUGUGAGCGAUACUAUCACCCGUCCGAAGAACCACCGCUUUGUGAAGCACCAGCGCAAGACCUAGAGACUCAAUUACGGAAACUUGCUGAUGGGAUCCUCUCGGGAAGAUACUCUCGACCUGAUUCCCGCCUUCUCUCGUCUCCGGGUGCAGAAGCGGCCCACCAAAAGGGUUUAGCGCCCACCAUGUUCAAGUAUCUCAUAGGACAGGGCCACGAGGAAUUUGCAACCAUGAGACAGCAGGACGCGUUCGAAUUUCUUCUCCACCUGUUCAAGACAAUCAGCCUGUCAAAGCACUCUAAUGGACGGGAUAAUCCAGUGCAACUAUUCCGUUUCCUGGUUGAGCAGCGUCUACAGUGUCUACACUGUAAGAAAGUCCGCUAUCGGGUGGAUGAGCAAGACAAUAUCUCUGUUGCGGUUCCCGCACGUCGUAUCGCUACUUCAGACGAGACUGAAAAUCAUUACGAGUCAAUCACUCUGUCGGAGUGUCUGGAUAUCUUUACUUCGGAUGAGGUCGUCGAGCUUACAUGCCCUGCCUGUGCUAGUCAGAGUGGCUUCAUGAAACAGUCAAGAUUCAAGACGCUACCUGAUGAAUUAGCUGUCAACGCUCGUCGAUUCAAGCUCGUCAACUGGGUCCCUACAAAGCUCGACAUCCCUGUCUUGGUGGAUGACAAGCCACUUGACUUUGGGUACUAUAUGGCUACUGAGCAUGAUUCUAGUGAGCAGCUACUUCCAGAAGUGGAGGAACCCAGAACAUUUGAACCGAAUCCUCAGCUCCUUGAUCAGCUUUUAGGCAUGGGCUUCCCUGCCGUCAGGUGUGAAAAAGCUCUCCACGCCACUGGGAACUCGGAUCCAGAAGCUGCCAUGAAUUGGCUGUUUGCACACAUGGAAGAUCCAGAUAUUGAUGAGCCGGUGACUCUGGGUCAACAAAGCAGUUUAUCUAAUGAUAAUGAACAGGAUAUGGCAAAAGUUGCUCAACUAGGUGAUAUGGGUAUCGAGGAGCCUCGGGCUCGACGGGCGCUGGCUGCAACAGAUGGUGAUGUCAAUCGGGCCCUUGACUGGGUUUUCAGUCAUCCUGAUGAGCCAGUGGAAGAUGAAAGCGCGGAUGCAAGUGAUAACACACAGGCUCAUGGUAGCCAGGUUGGUUAUGACUGCUUACCUGCUCGUUAUGAAUUACGAUCGAUUGUAUGCCACAAGGGCACUUCUGUCCAUGCAGGACAUUAUGUCGCUUUCAUUCGCAAACAGUUACCCGGUCAAAGCCAUCUAUCAUGGGUCAUGUUCAAUGACGAAAAGGUGGUCAAAUCUGAAGACGUUGAAGCGAUGAAAAAAACCGCGUAUCUGUACUUCUUCACACGAGUUUAG